CGACAACGGGUCUGCAAAAUAGUCGAUGACAUGUAAACUCCAUGCAGGUGGAUUUUCCAUGUGAUAGACUACCAACGCAGAGUUAGCUACAAGACAAGUUUUUUCUUUGUGUGGAUUUGGUUCACGCUGUCGCGGAGACUUGACGCAACUUGUACCUUUUUUUUCACUAUCUUUUUAUCUGUCCAUAUUGUGUUGAACUGCCAGCGAGACAUAAGAGUAGGGAAAUCAUUCUUCAUUUGCCUCGUCACAAUGGAUCCAAUCGCAAGUCCAACAAGCCAGACAAACACCCUACCAACGCCCAGCGCCAAAAAACCCUCUGAAGAAAUCCAUACUCCACUCCACCACGCCGACCCAAAAAUGAAAUCCUACCCAACACACCAAGCCAGCGAAAAACCCACCCAAAGCUACGAUGCAGAAACUCCCUCUCAUCCAACAGACCCCGAACCCGGCCUCGCCCUCACCUCUCCCACCCCAACCUCCGAAUCCCCCUUCCCCGAAGGCGGUCCCCGCGCCUGGCUCGUCGUCCUCUCCGCCUUCCUCAUGCUCUUCCCCUCCUUCGGCCUGCAAGUCUCCAUUGGCACGCUGCAAGACCACUGGUCGCAACACCAACUCUCUUCCAUGUCCUCACGAGACAUCGGCUGGAUACCCUCCCUCUUCGUCUAUCUCUCCCUCGCCCUUGGUAUCUGGGUGGGUCCGCUAUUCGACCGGUACGGCCCCCGUUGGAUCGCGCUGGGCGGAAGCGCCGCGUUCCUCGCCAUGGUUUUCUUGCUAGCAGAGUGCAAGACGUUUUGGCAGAUGCUGCUUUGCUGUGGGGUUCUAGGUGGAUUCUCGUGUGCGGCGCUGACGACGACGAGUUUGGCGGUUGUGGCGCAUUGGUUUAAGGAACGGAGGGGGUUGGCGCAGGGAGUGGCGAUGAUGGGGAGUUCGGGGGGUGGGUUGGCGAUUCCGCUGGUUCUGCGGACGACGCUGCCAAAGUAUGGGUAUGCGUGGUCUCUUAGGAUACUGGGGUUUGUGUUUUUGGGGUGUUUUGCAGUGGCGAAUGCGUUGAUGAAGGCGAGGAUUCCGCCGUCGGCGGCGGCGAAGAAGAAGGCGAUUAUUUCGCCCUCGAUCUAUGGGGAUUUGAGACUUAGCUUGUUUACGCUGAGUGUGUUUGGGUUUGAGGUGGUGUUGUUUGGGGGACUGGGGAUUUUGCCGACGUAUGCGACGCGGAGUACUAACUUCCCGCCUGAUACUGGAUUUUAUCUCAUUGCGGUACUCAAUGGGGUUUCUUGUCUCGGACGCUUGCUCCCGGGGUACGUUGCGGAUAAGAUUGGGAGGUUUAAUACGCUCUUCAUCAUGAUAGUCUUCACGCUGUUGUGGAUGCUGGUUCUUUGGUUGCCUCUUGGAACUACUUCACUGCCGGCACUGUACGCUUAUACGGCCCUCUUUGGAUUCGGAACAGGUUCCUGGAUGGCUCUGACGCCUGCUUGUGUCGGGCAGUUGUGCAGAGCAGAAGAGUUUGGCCGCUACUAUGGGAGUAUGUACUUCAUAGCUUCUUUGGCAACCCUGGUCUGUAUUCCGAUUGGUGGUGAGCUCGUGGAGACCGUUGGACCUCAGCCCAUGGUGGCCUUUUUUUGUGCAGUUCUUGGGUUGAGUUUGAUUAGCUUUUUGUUCAGCAGGUGGGCCUGCGUGGGAAGGCGGUGGAUAUUGAAAGUGAAGGUAUAGAAUAGGAACUUGUGUUCUACAGAGUAACAUAGAUCAGGCUGAAGAGGGCUUUUUGCUUUAGGGCAUCUGUACCGUCAUGGA
Messenger RNA from Bipolaris sorokiniana ND90Pr, 1785 nucleotides. RefSeq lists its product as uncharacterized. Gene Ontology annotation, biological process: transmembrane transport. The record is from RefSeq and is a predicted model, not a curated record. Lineage: Eukaryota; Fungi; Ascomycota; Dothideomycetes; Pleosporales; Pleosporaceae. Gene Ontology annotation, molecular function: transmembrane transporter activity. The transcript has a single exon. The coding region runs from base 250 to 1704 and encodes 484 amino acids. Gene Ontology annotation, cellular component: fungal-type vacuole membrane.